CAGUCACUUAUACUUUCUCUGUCCUUGCAGGGCUAUGAAGCCCCCGGGAGGGGAAUCGAGCAAUCUAUUUGGAAAUCCAGAAGAAGCUGUCCCUUCAAGCAGACCCAAUAGGAUGGCCUCUAAUAUUUUUGGACCAAAUGAAGAACCUCAGAACAUACCCAAAAGGACCAAUCCCCCAGGAGGGAAAGGAAGUGGUAUCUUUGAUGAAUCAACACCUGUGCAGACACGACAGCGUCUGAACCCACCUGGUGGGAAGGCCAGUGAUAUUUUUGGGUCCCCUGUCACUGCUACUUCACCCUUGGCACAUCCAAACAAACCCAAGGACCACGUGCUCCUGUGUGAAGGAGAGGACCCAGUACUGGACCUCAAAGCUGCAGCCAGCGCCUCGCCCAGACAGGAGCCAGGGGAGAGAGGCGGCCCGAGAGAAGCGGACGGCGCCCAGGGGCCCGCGCCCACGGUCGACAGCCAUGAGCCCAGGUUGGGCCCUCGGCCUCGCUCGCACAACAAAGUCCUGAACCCACCCGGAGGCAAAUCCAGCAUCUCCUUCUACUAAGAGACACGGCUGCUUCCCCCAUAGCCAGACAAGAAACUCGAGUGAUAGGAUUUCAAAUUUUACAGUUUUUCUUAUCCCAAAGGAACGGGGUGGGUGAGGGUCAGUUGGAUGGUGCCUGAGGCUGCUGCUCUGGCUCCACGCCGCCACAAGAACCACAGAGGACCUGGCCUUCUGGUGCUAAGGGAGGAAACGUGACCCCUGGUGUGAGGGCCUUUCUGGUGGGCGGGUGGGAAGAUGGAGCUCGACCAGGUGAGCCUGGGGACUGGGGUCUUCAUGUCCUUGUUGUGUUAGCUAAUUGGGUAUCUAGGAAUCACUAACACAGUAGCAGAGUUUAAAGCCUUUGAGAAAAAACCAAAAACCAUUUGCCCGUUGCUGUGGGAUGAUGAGCACGACACACGGAAAUACUAGGUGGGGUGGGUGCUCUGGAGAGCCCUCAGACCCCAGCGCCCGUCCCCUGUUGUGGACAUGGUCUCUGUUCCUGGGGUUUCAGCCCUCGUGUGUUUCACUUCAGUUCUACAGAUUUCCUUGAAACACCUUGAUUACUUUUGCCUCCGCAGCUGUCAACAAAAACCAAAAAGCUGUUCUCAGUCUUAUGCUUUAUGGGAAGAUCUUAUGCUCUGAUCUUCUGAGGUGCCCCAUUUCUGCCAUCUCAGACCUUAGCCGGAUCUGACAUAGGAAUCUCUGCCUUUCAUCUGCCAGGGACUGGCUUUGGACUCUUCACAGGCAGUUUUGCUUAUGAAUUGUUCCUUUUUUUCUCGUCAGCCUUAAGUCUGGGCCUUUGCUCCUCACCAGUGAUGUGAACAGAUCCCUUCACGAGCCACACUUCUCCCUGUCUGCAAGGCUGAGAACAUCUGCAGGACUUUAAAACUGCCCAGAUAUAUCAAAGUAAUGGGGUCAUUUAAACCCUUCAUAUGUCUUCCUUUCUAUUCCUGUUGGUGGUAGGAAGAAGAGAUGCUUGAGAACCUUGGGUUCUUAGAUUUUAAUUCUUUAAUAUUAUCUAAAAGGCUGUUCUAAAAAACCAGUCACAUAGAUGACUGUUGACUUGUCUGUUUCUACACCUUUUUAGAAAAAAAGUCCAUUGCUCAGGUACACCAAAGAGGAAGAAGUUUUCUUAAGCCUCUCUUUAUAAAGGUUUGCAGAACCUCUGGACCAUCUUCACAGUUUCCAGAUAAGACUUAUUUUAGAGACCUUAGGUCAGGAGAUGAAGUAGUUUGGCCACAAAGUCUCAAGUGGCCCAUCCCAUGAUACUUGCUAGCAAAGAUGGUGGGCUGGCAAGAGUCAUGUUGCUUUGAUCUGUCAGGCAAAAGUUACUCCCACUGAGCUUCUAAAGGGCUACAGUGUCAACUCCUCUGUUGCACUAAUGUGGGACCAACGGUUAACAGGGAGGAUUUGGGUGGUGGAGCUGUUGCCUACAAAGCUAACACAGGUGCUAGAAAUGUCUUCAGCAUUAUUAAGAUGUAGCCACACCCCAAGUGGCCUGGACACUCAAGUGCCUGCAGGAGCUGCCAGCCAAGCUCCGCCUCUGCCACUGGCACACAGCAGGGAUCUGCACAGCGCUUUACCAGCCAAAGACACUGUCCCUUUCAGUCACUACUGACUUUGGAGCUGAGAAACCCUCGUUCCAUGUGACUCUCAAGUAUUUCCUAUCUCCAUCAUUCAAAUGGUUGUUUGUGAGAAAGUUGUUUGGAACUCACAGCAUUUUUUUCCCCAUUAAAAAGUGUCACAAAUGGUUGUUAGCUUUUAAGCUCAAACACUAAUUUGUUUAACUUACCAUGAGCUGUUCCAACAGUAGAAAUGAACUACGGUUUAUGUUCUGGUUUGCUUUUAAUACACAAGAAAAUGAUUCGUGAAUUUCAAAUUGGAUCACCCUGAAGACCCUGACAGUGCUGGCCCUGGGGCUCCACCCUCAGCCAAAUGAGGGAUAAGCUCUCUGUUCUGUCUACUGGCAGGGACUUCUGGGGCAGAGGUGGGGAUAGAGGCCUGGGGGAAGGAAGAAGACACAUGCAGGCAGAGCCUCUGGGCAGCAGUGACCAAGUUGCCUUACUUUUGUCCCCAUCUUCCUUCCUUUCCUUCGUGAAGCCAUGGGCGUGACUGAGAGAGCCUGGGUAGUCUGGCUGCUGGCAGGAGCAGAGGACACAUGUUUUUGCUCCUUUGAACCUGAUGGAGGAGGCUGUUUGUAUUUGAAAGAUUAACUCUUAGCAUCCUGUUCUCAACGUCCACACUGCAUUGAGAAAUGACUAGUCUGUAUUUUUAUUAAGCCUUAAAACUUUUUUUAUGUGCAUUUGGUGCCAACUUUUUUGUAGAGCUGUAUCAGAAACACCAAACCUGUGCUCACAUCACAGUGUAACUGAGAGAAGCAUUCUGUUAUUUUUACAAGGCAGGAGUGGGUGUAGCCAUUGAAUUAAAUUUAGCAGUCACGUACUCAGA
Molecule: messenger RNA, 2980 nt
Organism: Vicugna pacos (alpaca)
Lineage: Eukaryota; Metazoa; Chordata; Mammalia; Artiodactyla; Camelidae
Source: RefSeq, a predicted model, not a curated record